AUGUUCCGCUGGCUCAAUGGUCCCGGCUUCGUAUUUCGACAUCCCCUACCCGGUUCUACGAACUAUCUCAACGCCUACGACCGAUAUGGUCGUCUAGUUCGAGCUAAAAAUCGAUUGGUGGGGAAGAAUGAGAAGGAAAAGGCGGAAGACGAAGAAAAGAUAGAUGAGAACGCAGAUGAGGAGGUGAACGAAGAUGGAGAGAUCGUACCGAAAAAACCGCAGAAAAUCAAGGAAGCUGGGAUUAAGGAGACAAAGAACGAGCCGGCGCUGCCCAGAGAGACCAUGGAGGAUCUAAUGCCGUUCCCCCUGAACCGGCAAUUUAGGAGUCAGCAUGUAUUGAGUGAAGAGCUGAAGGAUGCCAUAUAUGAAAGGGUGAUGGCAGAGGGUCAGAGUGUUCGAACUGUCAGUGCGGCACUGGGUGUGGAGAUGAGUAGGGUCGGUGCUGUGGUCAGGCUCAAGGCUUUAGAGAAGGAAAUGGAGAAACAGGGAAAACCGAUCGCUUUCUCCUACGCCAAAGCCGUUCUUGGCAUGCUCCCCUCGACCCCAUAUGUCCCCUAUGCUCCCGUUACCCAUGAAUCAAUCAAUGACCUCCCGGUCCACCGCGCAACUGAAACCCAGAUCUUUCACCCUGUUUCCGAAUCCCGCCAUUUCACCCGCCGCGACGCUGGCAAAGUAUUCGACCGCGAGCUCAAGCCCGCCGAAGAACGCGUCCCACAUACCGAACUAGUUCAGCUGGAGAAAUGGAGACAUGAGGGUAAAAUAGAAGUCGAAAGAAUACGACUGCAGAGAGAAAAGGAAGCCAAGGACGUCCAGAGCAAGAAGGCACUGGAGAGGAAGAGGAAAGAGAGGGAAGCGAGGGAGAUGAGGAAGGUGGACACGGAGAGGUCAGAGUUUCGAUUCCAGGAUAUCAGGGUUGAGAGUGUGGGACGCAGUGGGAGAAGUAAGGAGGGAGUGGGCGCGAGGUAUGGGAUACCGCAUCAAGAUCGAAAGAAGGGUCAGAUCAAGAUUCCUAUGAGGGUUGCGUGA
Letharia columbiana is the source of this 1026-nucleotide messenger RNA. RefSeq lists its product as uncharacterized. The coding region runs from base 1 to 1026 and encodes 341 amino acids. The transcript has 2 exons. Gene Ontology annotation, biological process: mitochondrial translation. The record is from RefSeq and is a predicted model, not a curated record. Gene Ontology annotation, molecular function: structural constituent of ribosome. Gene Ontology annotation, cellular component: mitochondrial small ribosomal subunit. Lineage: Eukaryota; Fungi; Ascomycota; Lecanoromycetes; Lecanorales; Parmeliaceae.